Seminavis robusta is the source of this 2241-nucleotide messenger RNA. The record is from the annotation of a GenBank genome assembly. Lineage: Eukaryota; Bacillariophyta; Bacillariophyceae; Naviculales; Naviculaceae.
AUGCCAGGGAUUAGGUAUACGGCAAGUAACAGCGAAGACGAUGAGACUACAGCAACAGGGAACGAUUUCUUCGACCUUGACCCUUUCAAGUUUCUUUUCUCGGACGAAGAUGAACAUGGUAGCGUAGAGGAGAGUACCCAGGCUUCCCCACCACAACGGAAAUCAAAGAGUCGGACCAAAAAGGCGGCUGAUAGCGCGUUGAAACGACCACCCGAGCAACGGGAUCCAUCAGAGUCUGUCUAUGAAGAUGGAACAGAGGAUUCCCUGGGGCGGAAACGGCAGCAGCACUACUGGAGGCGAAACCAACCCAAAAAUGAAGCCAAAGGACGGCGGCUGGGCUUUGGGCGGAAACCCGUCCCCAAAAAGACGUUUGCUCCUUCUGGUACUUCCGCAGAGUCUUCGUUCGUUAGUGACGUCCCUGACCAUUCUGUUGUAAGCAGCCUGCAGUCAACCUACAGAGACGACAACACUAGGGACGAUGACAGAACUGAAGAGGAUGACGAAGGAUUCUCGUCGCUGAUGAAGGCUCUAGGACGACGUUGGGAUCCCUGGGACGAUCAAUCAUCCUCAUCAUGUAGUUCUCGUCUUUCGUUUGAUGAUACCGGUACGCAUGACGAGGAGUCCUACUUAAGCGCCCGGAGAGGUGGCAUCCUCCACGACCAGCCUGCAACUCAACAACAAGUUCAACAGGUCUUGGUGCAGUACAACCCAAAGUCGGGCAUUCGAGAAGCACGGCAGGAAACAAUGGUUACAUCCUUCCACCCGGCACCAAAGAGACCAGAGACAAUACUUUCGGAAGGGAAGGGCGCUCCAUCCAUUCAAUCGAUGAAGUACUACGCCCCAGCUGAAACAACACCGGAAGAUGCCGGGAGUAUUGUCGCCAGUGUUGCCCAAUCUCAGCAGCGCGAAGACUGCGAUAUCGAUGAGGGACGUUCAAGGUGCCUGGAUCUGCAAAAGGUUUGCGGGGUUGGAAGGGGGAAGAAGAAAAAUAAAAUCCAUCCUUCUGCUUCUCGAAGUGCUUCUCGAAGUGCCGAGAUGGACACGGCUUCCGUCUUUCCAAAGUUGCGAAUGGUCGCCGAUGAAGAAGUAGGGGGGUCAAAGGCAUCGGCCGUAGUCCCAGCAGACAAGAAGUUCAAUGGAAGCAUCCCAGCUCAUCUUCAGGUUUCAAUGGAUGCAUUCUUGCCAACAAAAGGGCCUCAAUCGCUUUAUGAAUACGAACAUCAUUUGAAUCCUCCGAGACCAAGGCCGGGUGUCGCGAUUGUGCAGGUUGAGGCUUCAACCAUAUCCAUGACAGACUGCAGUAUCCGGCGAGGAGAAUGGGAAGGGAAAGACACUCCACCGUUGCCAAUCACUCCUGGUGUUGAUCUGGUUGGAAAGAUAUUUCAUAUCGACAAAGACGUGUCUUCAUUUCUCAAGCUUUCGGUUGGUGACAGAGUAAUAUCCCUAACCAGAUGUGGGGGGAAUUCUAGAUUCUUGUCCAUUGACCCAGAACAACUUGUCAAAGUUUCUGCAGAGGUUGAUCCCGCAGAGGCUGCCUGUUUGGCGGAAACCUACUUGACAGCAUUCCAGAUAUUGCAUUUUGGACAGGGCUGGACAACGCGUUACCGAGCCAAUUCGCUGAAGGGAAAGAAUGUUCUUGUCAUUGGGACUGUGUCCACGACACUAGGGCAUGCCUUUGUUGAACUGGCUAUGGCUGCGGGUGUGGAAAAAAUUAUUGCAACUUCUUUGCCAAAACAUUUCCCUCACCUUCGGUCCCUAGGCAUCAUUCCAGUAAGUUCGGACCCGACCCUUUGGUAUGGCCAACUUGACCAGGAAAUAGACUUGGUUUUUGUUUCCAAUCCCAACGAAGAAGUUGUCGCAGACCAUUUCAGAGUACUCAAUGACAGAGGUCAUCUUUUCGUGGUGGGUCAGCGAGGAGGCAUGCCAAUCGAUGAAGACGAACAAACGCGAACGAAGACCUUGGUUUGCAAGCGACGCAAGUCAAAACCGAGCAUGAUUGAUCGCACGCAUGAGUAUAGUCCCUUUCGACAGUGGGAGCAAGAUCUAGAAAAGAGCAAGAGAGACCUCUCUCACCUCGUCAAGAUGCUAGGCAAGGGUGAAAUAAAACCGAAUGUCCUCGACCGAAUACCUCUGGGCAAAGUUGCGAAAGCACAAGACCUGGUCGAGAGCCAACGGCACCCCGGUGGAUUUCUGGUCUGUGAACCUUGGCUCCGAAACAAGAAGCGUGCUGUCCGACUCUGA